AUGGACCUGCUCGAAGUGCCGCUCGAGGCGGUGGCGCUGCGACUCUACUCCCUCCCCAGCUACGCCGCUGGCUCGGUCUGGGCGUGGGCCGCAGUCCUCGCCGCGGCGCUCGGCAUCUGGGGCAUCAGGACCGUCGGAUCCAGAUCCGACGCCUCCCCUCCGCCUCCUCCACUUAACGUUCCCGCCCUCCCUGCCGAGCGGGCCGAACCGCAGGCCUCGGCGGCGACCGAUCGGAAGGAAUUCCGACCGAUCGCGCAGCCGUCCGGAUGCCACGUGAAGGAAACGAACGCGGGCAAGGCACCGUUCACGGCGUACUACCACGGCGCCUCCCGCGACGGCUGCGGCGUGGUGGAGGACGACGACGAAAGCGAGGAGGGCGAAGAAGCCGGCGUUCCCGGCGUCGGCUGCCGGGCGACGGCGCUGUGGGAUGGAGGCAGGCAGUUGGAUUGGUUGACGGCACGGCAGCGGCGGCGGCCGGAUGACUUGGGAUGGUACCGUUACCAGGACAUGACGGCGCUUAACGGAAGCGUGGUGAGGUUGUGGGACGGCGGCUUGACGGCGAGGCGACGACCGCGGCAGAAGCCAUUUUAG
Musa acuminata AAA Group (dessert banana) is the source of this 591-nucleotide messenger RNA. RefSeq lists its product as uncharacterized. The record is from RefSeq and is a predicted model, not a curated record. The transcript has a single exon. Lineage: Eukaryota; Viridiplantae; Streptophyta; Magnoliopsida; Zingiberales; Musaceae. Bases 1 to 591 code for a protein of 196 amino acids.